GUUGGUUUGGCGGCCUACAGUAAUACUUUUGACUUCGAACGAGGCGAGCCGUCACUGUUUGAUUGGUGUGAAGACACAACCUGCCACUUUGCGAUAUCGGUGGAUGCUCAAGUGCCAUGCAGCUGCUGACACCAUCCAAGCAAGUCACGAAGACGACAACGUGCAUCUGUCCCGCCCAUGUCAAAACCAAGCUGCUUGUGCGAAGCAAGAGCAGUCAAAAGUCCACCACCACCGUCAUGCUGGGGGGACAGCGCACGGCUGAAAAGACGACGAUGUCGUACGUUACGUUCAACGGCGACCUCACGCCUCGAGCCAAGCAGCAGUUGACCACCACGGAGCUCAUCAAGCGAGCCGAGAAGCUCGAUUACUAUCUCCAACUGGCUUAUGGGUACGCCAAGCAGAUCGAGGACAUGGCGCCUAUCGCCACCGUGUCGUCGCCACUGGUCCAACACGCGUGGGAAUGCCGGCGUCAUGUGGCGCCGCCGCCCUUCCGAGCCAGUCCCGAGUUUACACACAUGCAGUACACCGCCGUGCGCACGCAAGACCCAAUCAACUUCUCCCGCGACGGAUACGUCCUCCGCGUCAAAGAGUGCGGGAACGACGUCAAGGUGUUUGUGACCAUCACCAUGUACAACGAGCCAGCGUCCCAGCUCGAGAGCACGCUCGUGGGACUGGCCAAGGGCAUCGCGUACAUGUGUGAGCAGCACGGGUACGACUACUGGCAGCAUGUGGUCAUCUCGAUCGUGGCGGACGGACGCAGCAAGAUCAACCCGUCCAUGUUGACGUACCUGUCGACACUCGGUUGCUUUGACAAGCCGACGAUGGUUCAAAUGUCCAUGGGCAUUGCCGCGGAAGUGCAUUUGUUCGAAGCCACAGUGCAAAUGCCCACAGCGACGGACGGACUGUUUUACCCACCGAUGCAAGUGAUUUUCGCAUUGAAGGAAGCCAACAACGGCAAACUGCACUCGCACCUGUGGUUCUUCAACGCGUUUUGCGAGCAACUAGCUCCGAAGUACACGGUCUUGGUCGACGUCGGCACGAUUCCCGCGGAAACGUCCGUGUACCGGCUCAUUCGAAGCAUGGAGCGCAACGCGCAAAUUGGCGGCGUGGCCGGCGAAAUCGCCGUUGACCGUCCACAGUUCUUCAACCCCGUGAUCGCAGCCCAGCACUUUGAGUACAAGAUUGCCAACAUCAUGGACGCAUCCCUGCAGUCCGUCUUUGGGUUCAUCGGGGUGCUGCCAGGGGCGUUCUCGGCCUACCGGUACCAAGCGAUUCGCGCGAUUGACGGCGAAGGCCCGCUGGUCGAGUAUUUCAAGAGCCUCACCGCGUCCAAGAAGGAGCUCGGGCUAUUUGUGGGCAACAUGUACUUGGCAGAAGACCGCAUCUUGUGCUUUGAGAUUCUCGCCCGACGAGAUUGCAACUGGACCAUGCACUACGUCAAGGACGCCAUCGCGUCCACCGACGUGCCCGAGACGUUGGUGGACCUGAUCAAGCAGCGGCGGCGGUGGCUGAACGGGUCGUUCUUUGCCGGGUUGUUUGCGAUCUGGAACUUUGGCCGCGUGUGGCGGGACACGUCGCACAGUUUCGCACGAAAGUGCAUCUUCACAUUGCAGUUUACGUACAUGGCCGUGCUCAACGUGCUCAACUGGUUCCUUCUCAGCAACCUCUUCCUCGCAUUCUACUACAUCUUGUCCCUUGCGCUGUUCUACCGGUCGCCCGUGCUCCUGCGUGUGACGCUGACCAUGUACUUUGUGCUCGUGGGCAGUCUGAUUGUGUUUGCCCUCGGCAACAAGCCAGGCCGACGCACGGCCGGGUUUUACAAAGUCAGCUCGUACAUUAUGGGCUUCAUUAUGCUCGGGGCCACCGCCAUUUCCCUGUUUGCCUUGACUGGACAAGUGCAUUUUAUGGACAUCCGCCCCGACUUGGUGUCGUGCUCGGUGGCGGACUGGGAGCUGCCAGCCGGGGCGGUGUCGUCCAUCGGACUGGUGUUUCUAUCGGCGUUCUCGCACGGCGAAUUCAGUAUCUUGGCCAGUACCAUUCAAUACUACUUCAUGCUCCCCACGUUUAUCAACAUUCUGGGGAUUUACGCAUACAGCAAUCUGCACGACUUGAGUUGGGGCACCAAAGGCAUCGACUCGAGCCACCACUCUGGUGGACACACUGGCGGGACCAGUAUCAAACACAUGGUAGCAUUACAAUUAAACACUGCCAACCUCGACGUGACCAUGGAAGCGGACAAGCAAAAGGUACGUUAAAUAUUUAAAAUAUAUUAUUUAUUUUUGCCAUCGACCGCCAUAUAUCUCUUUCGUGUGGUAGCAAUCCGUGGCGGCCGAGCACGAAGACGUGGACAGCAGCUUUCGCGUGUUCCGGUCAGUGCUGUUGCUCACGUGGUUGCUCUCGAACGGCGCGUGGCUGUACAUGGCCACGUCGUUCAUUUCGUGCUCGUGCUACCUCAAGUACCUGUCGUUUACCGUCGCCGUGGUCAACAUCAUCCGAUUCUUCGGCGCGAUCGUGUUCCUCGCCUUCCGCAUCAUGCGCGGCGCCACGCAAUGCGCUGCAAAAGUGUGCUACUUGACCGCCGCCGCCGACUGUUUGCCACGAUUUCGGCAAGACACCUCGAACGUCUAAGUUAUAAAACCAUACAAUAAUAUACAGCUAUGGGGGAACAAAUUCUCUCUCCCUAUGGCAGUUUUGUUCUUGU
Aphanomyces astaci is the source of this 2701-nucleotide messenger RNA. RefSeq lists its product as hypothetical. The transcript is spliced from 7 exons. The coding region runs from base 117 to 2255 and encodes 712 amino acids. NCBI's taxonomy places the organism in Eukaryota, Oomycota, Saprolegniomycetes, Saprolegniales, Verrucalvaceae. The record is from RefSeq and is a predicted model, not a curated record. Gene Ontology annotation, cellular component: cell periphery; cell septum. Gene Ontology annotation, molecular function: chitin synthase activity.